This is a messenger RNA of Bolinopsis microptera, 3600 nucleotides long. RefSeq names its product zinc finger protein 681-like. The coding region runs from base 17 to 1411 and encodes 464 amino acids. The record is from RefSeq and is a predicted model, not a curated record. NCBI's taxonomy places the organism in Eukaryota, Metazoa, Ctenophora, Tentaculata, Lobata, Bolinopsidae. The transcript has a single exon.
ACAAUUUGUUUCAGGAAUGUCACUUCAAAAAACAGAAAGGUUUGAUGGGAUUGAUAUCAAAGAAGAGAUGACAGAAGACCAACAAGUUAACACAACUUCAACCUGGUCAGUAUGCAAUUGUAAAUGCGAGGAAAACGACAGAAGUAACAAUCUGAAAGCUGACACCGUGCUGUGUAAUCAGUUUGAAGCUAGCUCAGAACACUUCAACCAAGUAAGUGAAGUUGUAAAGAUUGAAGACGUCAGGAGUUUCCGUGAUGUUCCGGCUAAAGAUGAACCUUUGGACUAUAAAGAACUUCGGUGUGAUAACUGUAAUCUUGCGCUAACACCAUCGAAUGUAAGACCUGCGAAAGAAAAGUCUUCUUCUUUUCCUAUACCUACUGAGUCUGAUUGUGGUAUUCAGGAUGAACCUCUAUCUAUUGGAGAAACCUCUUUGUCUGGGACUGAACAUAAGUUGAAAAAACACAAACGAACACACACCGGAGAGAAACCUUAUUCUUGCAGUUUUUGUGAUUAUAAAUCGAAUCGAUCGAGCGAUCUUGCUCGUCACGAACUGAUACACACAGGAGAGAAACCCCAUUCUUGCAGUUUUUGUGAUUAUGAAUCGAAUCGAUCGAGCGAUCUUACUCGUCACAAACUGACACACACAGGAGAGAAACAUUAUUCUUGCAGUUUGUGUGAUUAUAAAUCAAAUCACCCUUCCAGUCUUGCUUCUCACAAACAGACACACACCGGGGAGAAACCUUAUUCUUGCAGUUUGUGUGAUUAUAAAUCAAAUCACUCUGGUAAUUUUGCUUCUCACAAACGGACACACACCGGGGAGAAACCUUAUUCUUGCAGUUUGUGUGAUUAUAAAUCAAAUCACUCUGGCAAUCUUGCUUCUCACAAACGGACACACACCGGGGAGAAACCUUUUUCUUGCAGUUUGUGUGAUUAUAAAUCAAACCACUCUGGCGAUCUUGCUCGUCACAAACGGACACACACUGGGGAGAAACCUUUUUCUUGCAGUUUGUGUGAUUAUAAAUCAAACCACUCUGGCGAUCUUGCUCGUCACAAACUGACACACACAGGAGAAAAACCCCACUCUUGCAGUUUUUGUGAUUUUAAAUCGAAUAGAUCAAACGAUCUUGCUCGUCACAAACUGACACACACAGGAGAGAAACAUUAUUCUUGCAGUUUGUUUGAUUAUAAAUCAAAUCACUCUGGCGAUCUUGCUCGUCACAAACUGACACACACCGGGGAGAAACCUUAUUCUUGCAGUUUGUGUGAUUAUAAAUCAAAACACCCUUCCAGUCUUGCUUCUCACAAACGGACACACACCGGGGAGAAACCUUAUUCUUGCAAUUUGUGUGAUUACAAAGCGAGUCGAUCGAGCAAUCUUGGUCGUCACAAACGGACACACACAGGAGAAUAACCUUAUUUUUUGCAGUCUGUGUGAUUAUAAAUCGAUUCAAUUGAGAGAUCUUACUGCUCACAAACGGACACACACAGCAGAGAAACCUUAUUCUUGUAGUUUCUGUGAUUUUAAAUCAAAUCAAUCGGGCAAUCUUGCUAAUCACGAACUGACACACAAGAAAUUCAGGAUUCAGGAACAAGAAGUUCGCUAGUUAAUACAUUAAAACAUUAUACAAUAAUAUAUAUAGUAUCUUAGUAUGUUUGAUAAAUUUACUUGGGACAGAAUUUUGAAAGCUUCCAAAAUCUUGUCGGUUAUCCCAAAAAAUAUAUUUGAAUGAUAUUGCAAACUUUUUUGGUUAAUUGCUCACUAAAAUUGUGGCUUGAUUAUAAUAUAUUUUAUUUGAUAAUUUGAUGAUCGAGUAGUUACAAAUUAUAAUACACUAGAAACCCGCUAGUUGAAAGCUUUGUUCGAGGAAAUUUUAAAAAUCAGUUAUGUUUAAUUUCUCUUUAUCAUCUAGCUCUGUACUACUACUAGAGAAAGUAGGAAUUUUAUUUGAUUACCGUAAAGAAAAAUAUUAAUUGAAGACCCAAGUACGAAUUCGUAAAUAAAUAACCAGUAACCACAUACCUUACUCGGGAAUAUUAUAACCGGGAUAAAGUGGUGGGUUUUGGAAGAUUCCGCCAUAUUUUUCCCGGUCAAAAAUUUUACCAGUCAUAAAAAACCCGCCGACUCAGAUUAUGGGGUUCCAAGGGGGUGGUGAUCAUUAUAUUUUACCUGAAGUCUCAUAUGUGCUAGAGAAGACUUUUGAAGCAGUGGAUGGAGGGCUGUAACUUUAUUGGCGGUUGCUACCAUAAUUUCGUUAUAAAAAUCACAAUUUGGUUAUAGAAAUCAGAUUUUAGGGUGGACCGUGAUUCUCACUUCUGUGACAUCACAUCCUUGACCUUUAAACUACUUUGUACUUGAUCAGAGCUGAUAUUAUGCAGGCUGUGUUUGGAAAAGAUGAAACUGCAGGAGCAUUUCCAUUCCAAAUCUCUGGCUGCAGAAUUGUGUCCAUUUACAAGUCUUCUUUUGAUUGGUCGGCGUCGACUGUAAGCCUUCCUUGCGGUGGCUUUCACAACGCGUCCCCAUUCUCCAACUCCUGCUGCUGGAGAGAGAGACUCCCAAAUUAUAUACCAUAAAUAUAUAUUAUACAUAGAUAUCGACAACAGACUCCGAAAGUCUUGAAGUUCUGUUACCACCGCCCCUGGUGCAACCCCUUACGUUAAUUUCAAAAAUGAAGAAAGAGAGAUUGUCAACGAAAACCUUCCUGAGAUUGUUGCACAAUUUUCUGGUAAAGGUUUCCAGUUGCGUGGUGUAAGCUUCAUGUAUUCCGAAAUAAUCACUCGUCUUGUCCUGGUUUCUUUGGAUAGAAUUGAAAGUUUCUUCUCUGACAACUGGAAAGAUGUUCGGUCAUUGGUGAUGGAACGAGAAUAUUUUUACGGGUUGAUUAUCAGUCGAAAGCGAAUUUAUUCAACAUCUUUGUUGUUCAUGUGGAAGGUUGCUCAGAUGGAUCAGAUAGAGCCCUUCGUUUCGUCAAUUCUUCAACUAGAGGAGUCAUGUAAAAACUCUGGGAAUGAUGAGUCUGAGAUGGAGACAUUUUUAGAUCGGUUUUACGAGAAAUUGGGUGAUGCUGAUGAGAGUGAUUUUGAUCAUGAGACACUUAAGAAGAAUCAUUUUAAAUAUCUUAUUGCAGAUUUUAAGUUAUUUUGAAGUAAUCCUGAGCACUUUACGAUUUUUGUUUUUGAAGAUAAAGUUUCUGAAUUACAUAAAAUUACCCGACUUAUGUUUACCAUAGCCCAAAAUAUCCAAGAUAAAUGGCAGCAGGAUCAGCUGAAAGGUCUUGUUUUUUGGGCUCUUGAUCUUGUUCAACAUUGUAAAGAUAAUGAAAUUGUUAGAACGUCAAUAAUUUCAUAAUAUAUGUUUACUUGAAAGAUUAUGAUUGAUUAUUUUAUGUAUUAAUUAUGUGAUUACUUUUCUAGGUGAACGAUUUAUGAUUACUUUUCAUACUAAACUAUAAAAUUUGUGAUCUAUGAUAAUUUUUUAUUUAAAAAGUGCAUGGAUACUUUUUUAUUCUAUUUUUAUGAUUCGUAAACUUAUUUUAAAGUACGGUUUAACUCACAUCUUUUUCGUUUACUGCUACUCUAAUGGUGACUUAUUUCCAAAAUUCU